CACAUGAAGACAUGGAAGUGAGAAAUUUGUUAUCGCUUCUCAUGCGCAGCAUGCUUGAAUCGGAAAACACCCCGAGUGUAGAAAGUGCAAUCCAAACCUAAACUUAAAUACUACAAAACUGACAACUCAACAGUUUUCUCAGCUAAACCACGCGAAACGCGCCCAUUGACAUGAUCGGUUCGGUGUGGAGUGACACUGUUUUCGUAAUGAUGUUGAUUUUUUCUUCGAGCAUUAAUUUUUCAUUUUUAAUGCAAAUGAUAUAAAUGUUUCGUGUGAGCUUAUUAUACAGAUUGAACGAUUGAUCUCGAUUAAACGAUUGUCUCGCGAGUUAUAUCAUUUUAUACAUACUACUUAUUAAGUAACUGUGAUAACUUAGUCAUAAUAUGCGUCAUCUCUGUGCUACGUUCUCAAUUGCCCAACAAUUUCUUUCGAAAGUUUUCGAAAGUAAAAUUAUGGCCGUAGCGCAAGGAAACUCAUAUUAAUUCAUAUUAAUAAUGGUAGCUACUGGAAUCACAGUUUUGAUGGCAGCUAGUGAGGAGAAUUUGUCAAGUAAAACGGAUGGUGCUACAGCACACUUGGUAAACCAAAAUACUUGUUCGCAAAAUAGUGAAAUACAGCAUUAUGGUCAAAAAAGUAUUGAAUCAUUGAUUAAAAAAGAUGUAACAACUUGUUCAUCAAACAUUAUAGAAAAGAAGCAAUGUAGCCUUACAACAGAGAAGAAUAAUAAAAUAAUAUCUAAGAUAGAGCCUAAGGAGAGUACUAAAAAUUGUUCAAUUUGUAAAACUGCUCAGAUUCGCGAGACCAGAACUUCUAGAUUACGAGCUGCUUCUAAAAUGUUACCUAAUGAAAUAGAUGUAACAUUAUCUAAAAAAUGUGGAUCAGAAACUCCUGGUUCUCAGAAACACAAUUCAUCAGCUAAGCAAAAAAAUUCCACAUCUUUAGAUAAUAGUGUCACCGUGAAUCCUGUCAAGGAAAGAGAUAAAAGCUACAAACGCAAAUCUUACUUAAAUAGGUCACGUCCCAUAGAAGUAGUUUCUAUUAAUCAUGCAAGUGAUGCCGAUUAUAAUGAGAGACGCUUCAGAAGGCAAUCUAACAAACAGAGUCAAGUGUCAGAAAUAGCAAGUUCUGUUGACUCUUGUAGUAAUCGUCAAAUGACAAUUGCUAGUCCACGCAGAAGAUACAUUGAUUUAAAGGUAACUGAAGCCCAAUGUAGUAACAUGAAGAAUCUCUCCAAAACUUCCUCAUCAUCUUCUAUUGCAUCUACUACCAACACAAAGCGUUCUACUAUACAGCAGCCUAGUAGUGACGAUUCGGAGGUUUCACGUAAAGUGGAUGUGUUAACGGCGCUAACGCGAGCUACCAUGGAACGUGUGGAAAGACUUGCAUCUGCAGGUACAAAUUGCACGAAUCGCACAAACGAAAAAGUGUCAAUGUCGCCAAAAAAAUACACCGCAUCUAGGCACGCUCCGGUUUCGAUCCUGAAACAUAAAACGAUCGAUGGCGAAGGAAGCGAACGUCAAACAUCAUCGUGCAGUAAUUCCUCUCACGUACCGUCACCAGUAACUUUCUCGUCGUCUAUCGUGGAAUCUGCUUCACAUAAGAGGCACGGUAUCCUGAAGAAACGAAGCAGUCUGGAUGAAAGUGAGAUAUUACGUCGUCGUAGCUGUUCUCCCGAUGUUUUUUUUGCCGACAACAUCUAUUCGGAAUUUCGACCAAUCUUGAAGAAUCAAAGGCGAUCAUCGUUGGACGAGAUCAUUAAGAGGGAUCAAAGUCCCGAUCAACAACCCGCUUCCAUAUUGAAGCGCAAAUCGUCUAGAGAGGAUGACAGAGAGGUUCAUCAAUUGCCAUUAGGAUCUCCGGAACCGCAGAGUAUUCUAAAACGAAAACUCGCAAACAGUGUGCGUGCUAAUAGUGUCAGUCACCAUGUGACCAUCGUGUCGGACGUUGCAAACACGAAUGCAACUGGAAGCACAAGUGCUAAUAUGACCGCGAACUUAGUUUCCGAUAGUCUUGAGGGAUCCGAAGUGAGACCGAUAUUGAAAAAAAAAUACGGCAAGGAGGAAUUGACCGGAGGUGACGUUUCGUCUCUCGAGCCACGGCCGAUCCUGAAGAAGAAAUCGAGUACAGAAUCGGAUGAGCACGAGCAUGACAGACCGAAGAAAACGAUCUUGAAAUCUUCGCGGAAAAAUUCAUACGAAGAGGGCGGUUACGAGACGGAGUCGACUUCGCCGAGGAAGUUGUCUGCACUGAAGAAUCGGGCAACCGAGAUCGAGAGCGUACGACCUAUACUGAAACAGUCGAGUCGUUAUCACGACGAUACCAAUUCAUUUCUGCGGAAGAGAGCGCAAUCCGUAGGUCACGCGCGAUCCAUGAAUGACAACGACUGUGUCGAGUCAAUCCGGGCUUUAGCCAAACGAAGGUCUCUCGAGUCAAGUUCACCAAUCGAUGUGUUGUAUACACCGACAAUUGCAAGUCGCAGUUUGACAACCGAUCUGCCCAAUGUAUGUGACAACUCUUAUGCAGAAAAUAGUUUUACAAUUGAAGAUGGUAAGCCGUCGUGUGGAAAAUCCUGUCAAAGCAAACAAACUCAUAUGAAUAUGGAGGAGAAGACUAAGACAGACUCGUCUGUAUAUUUCCUGAAGCUCGAUGAUGCCAACAUAGAUAGUCGCGAUACGAUAGAGAUUCUUACUCGCACGGUUGACAAGAAAGAGAUUGCGAGGGACAAGGAGGGACGGCGGGAUACCCAGGAGAAUUAUGCCACUGUUCAUUGUAGCAGCGUGUCAAAAAUGACACAACACUUCAAGACUCUGCAGGAAAAGGUCGGCUCUUCUACGGCUGCGGAAAAUGAAUCUCAGCGUAAAACUCUACAGAAAUCGUCGCGUGGUGUUCAACGUUAUCGCGAGCGCAAGAUACAAGGGGGCGAAAGAUUCAACACGCAACCUGUAACUUCCCAGGAAGUGCGCGAGGCAGUUUUGCAGAAUCAACGCAACACCGCGUUGGGUGUUUCGGGCCUUGUUGACGAGCCUGAGCCAUCGAAACUCAGCUUAGCCGAACGCGUGCGAUUCUUCAAUCAAAAAAUCGCAGCCACGGAUGCUGCCCCGCACCAGGAAAGAUUUACUCAGAAGAAACGAUUGGCCGCGCGUUACAAAACACAGCCUGUAACUUCCGAGGAGGUCGAAGUGGCAUCUCGGAUAUCCCCAUUGAACGUAGAUUAUCAAACUCAAACCUUGAUUGGAGAACAUUCAAAAGAAUAUGAGAGACCACUUCAUAUAUCGUCGAUUGUAAGCACGUCGUCACAGCACGAUUUACCAAAAGGUAUUCUAAAGUCAUCCAUCGGUCAUACGAAAAAUCAGUGCAUUAAAACUCCAGAACUGCAGACUAUCGAUAAGUCUGUUAAAUUGAUAAGACCUGUGCUCAAAAGGGAAUCUGAGGAAUCGGAACAACCAGCUAUCUUGCCGAACUCCGAAGUGUAUCUUCGUUCUAUUCUAAAAACUAAUCUUAACUCGAGGGCCACGAAUGACGCAGCAACAUCGAGAAGCGAGGGAAGCUCAAGUGACAUCGAGAGCCAAACUCAAAGCGAUGAAACUGCUAAAUUCUGCGAAAGAUUAGAUAAUUCCGAUAUAACGAAACACAGUUUGCAAUGUCUCUGCGACGAUGCGCGAACUACUGUUGUUAAGAAAAGCGAUAACGUCGAAAGCAGAGCUACAGUGCCUUCUCAUAAAACUGCGAUACUUCGAAACGAGAGAAACCUGUCGAAUGACACAAAUAAUUAUCAAAUUGAUACUGUAUCUAGCAAGAUAAUAAAGAGAUGCAAUGAUAAAAGACACAACAAUUUAUCGAUGGACGAAUCGAAUAAAACGUCGGAUGUUUACGAUGACAAAGACGAUGACAAUGAUGAUGAUGAUGAUGAGAAAGAGAAACUGGAAGGAACGUUAGCAGAGCAGAAAGACGAUGGUGAUCUUAACGACGCGUCGUUGUCUUCCAACGAACAUAAGGCAGAUGAAAAGCAGACUAAUGUCACACGAUGUUCUAAUUCUUCCAAGAAUGCCAAUCAACCAUGUCGCAGUGCGACCCAAGUGAUAACAUCAAUAGAGACGAGCGAAAAGCCGAGCGUGAGUAUCGCUGAUCGACUGGCCGCAUUACGUCAUUGUGGCAACACAAGUUGGAGGCAACGUGUAGGUGAUGGCAAGAUUAACGAAGACAAUUUACCAUCGAGUUCAGAGGAGAACGCGGCGAUCAAGUCGGGUGUCUUGGCCGAGUGCAUGGAAAAGUUGGAGUCCUCCAUGGAAAGCUGGAAGAGCAGAAUCGUGACACCAGACGCGAUCAAUUUCACUGUCGCUGGUAAAAUGAAGGUGGUCCGAUCGAAGGAUGACAAUUCGUCCUUUCUCACGGAAUCCACGACGACGAAUAUUUUAAAUCAGAAGAAAAAGAUACCACGUCCGCAGCGAUUCAAAACGAAAAAAGGUGCAAUAUCGACUCCUUCAAGUCCCUGCAAAGAUUUGUUGUCUUCUACUAUGCCUACGAGUUUCUCUGAACCUGCCAGCGACGAUAGUGGUGAAGAAUGUAAAACAGAGUGUAUCUUGGUGCCAACUGUCUCAGUCCUUAAAACGGAUGACGAAACGUUUACCUCUUUCUUUAGUGGCAUAUCAUUGGAAAAGUGCGAGAACGAGUAUCUUAAUUUGGAUGAAACCGACUUCGAUACAAUUACACCACACUCCAAACUAUCAGUGCAAAAACGGAACAUACAAAUGCAACGUCGACGAGCCGCCUCGAGAAAUCCUCUUAAAGUUCUCGCUGCACGGACCGAUUUAAGAACGGAAUAUACCGAAAUUCGCACAGACAUUGCGAGAACAAUGAGGAACUUGAACGUAGAGAAAUCCACAAAUUCAUCUUUCUCCAUUGAGGCUCUCGCUGGUUUAGCUUCUACCGAAGAUUUUAGCUCAGUGACUCUGAAAAAUGUAUCGGAAACAAGCGUAGUCACAAAUAAACUGCAACCGUAUAAAGAUUUAAUGCUGAUUUUAGUUAAAGGAAGACGACAUGUUCAAGCUAGGCUGGUCGAGCCUGUCGCUGAAAGUAUCAAUAGCGGUGAUAAUUUUAUAUUAGUAACGAAGUCGGAGAUUUUCAACUACAUAGGGAAAUACAGCAAUGUCAUUGAAAAAACCCGUGCUGCUGAGAUUACAUUGAGUAUUCAACAACGAAAAGAUCUAGGUUGUCGUGCGACUAAAGUUAUUUCUAUAAACGAAGACAAAUUGAACUGCACAAGGGAUCAAGUCCAACGAUUUUGGAAUUAUCUUGGUGUGCUCAAUGGUGAAAAAUUCAAUGUUGUCGAGGCAGGCAACCCUGAUGAAGAUGAGCUUUAUGAAUCUGCUAUUAUUGAUACAAAUAUGGUGUAUGAAUUGAAGAAUGAACAGUUAGUGCCGCAUGAAAAAUUCUGGGGUACGUUACCCAAGAUUGAUAUGCUCAAUAAGAACAAGAUUCUGGUAUUUGACUUCGGCACCGAGAUGUACAUUUGGAGUGGCAAAGGAGUCACGACAGACAAGAAGAAGCUCGCCACGCGACUCGCUACGGAGAUGUGGAACGACGGAUACGAUUACAGCGAGUGUACCGCUUGUCCGAUUAACGCAACCCGUAUAAUCGGUAAUCGGAAAAGUGCGAGCUCGUCAGAGAAAAAGUCGGCCAAGAGCAGACCCGACUGGUGUCUACUCGCUAAACUGACGCAGCACGUCGAGACGAUACUCUUCCGGGAAAAGUUUCUUGAUUGGCCUAAUGUCAGCAGUGUGACAAAGGCACGAGGUCGAAAGGACAGAACGACGAUCGAUGGUGUUGUUACUAUGCACGUGGAUGAUAAUGACGAUAUGUGGUCGAACAACACUCCCGUUGAUUUUAUCUUGGAAGGAUGUCAUUUAGGUAGAGGCACUGGUUGCUAUGAUAACGAGUUAAAGAAAGAUUAUAUCGUUGCUACAACGAGCGUGAUGGUAUGGCAUAUUGAUGAAUUCUCACAUACACUUUUAGAUAAAUCAUCCAUUGGACAAUUCUAUUCUGGUGAUAGUUAUAUCAUUCAAUGGAUAUAUUCUGUUACGAUUACUGGUAGAGAACUUACUGGUCUGCCAUCUAAACAUUUAGCAAAGGGUCGCGAUAGAUCUGUAUCUUUUAUUUGGCAAGGCAGAAAUGCAUCCUUAAACGAACGAGGUGCUGCAGCAUUACUAACAGUUGAAUUAGACAAUGAUCGAGGCCCUCAGAUUCGUGUUGUCCAAGGGCAUGAGCCAGCUGCAUUUUUAAAUUUGUUCUCUGGAAAGAUGGUGAUACACAGUGGCAAGAAAUCUGAGAAAAAACAUGAGAAACAAAGGAGAUUGUACAUUUGUCGAGGUACUUUAGAUUCUGAGACAUUUUUGAUCGAAAUCUCUUGUAGCACUCGACAAUUAAGAAGUAGAGGUUCCUUUAUAUUGCUAGACACCGAAAAUGCAAAAAUAUACGUCUGGCAUGGAAACAACUCAUUACGCCAUGUUAGAGAGAAUGCGAUAAAAGCGGCAAACAAAUUAAAAGAAAAUCGACCUGAAGAAGCCGGGUUAUCGAACAAGAACAUAGAAAUAUGUGAAAUUCAAGAAGGUUUGGAACCCGAAGAAUUUAGUAAUGCAUUAGGUGGUAUGAAUAAAAAGUUGUAUUGGUCGUUAGAAACAUCUGAAAUACAAGAUCAUACUCCAAAGCUUUAUCAUCUAUCGAGUAUCUCUAAAACUUUCCGCGCAACGGAAAUAUUAUGCCCACAUCGUACAUCGGACCUCACGACACCAUUUCCUUUUUUACAAGAUGAAUUAUAUCAAGCGAAUCAACCAGCUUUAUUUUUAUUGGACGAUAAAAACGUGAUUUGGAUUUGGCAAGGAUGGUGGCCUGAUAAUGGAACAGAAGAUCAAUCUGGAAGUAAAACUGUCCGUUGGCAGGCUGAAAGAAGAGCAGCGAUGACGAUAGCGAUACGAUAUUGGCAAAAGACUCGAAACACACAAACAACGAAUCUUCCAAUAUACUUAGUAUGGGCUGGUUUAGAACCUUUGCAAUUUAUAAAUCUCUUUCCUGAAUGGAUUUAUCGGGAUGAUGUCGCUGAGUUAAAUAUAGAGGAUGGUCGGAAUCCAGGAGAAGUAUUAACUGCGGAAGAUGAAUUAGCUCGUUUAACGCAAAGCAUCUAUCCUCCUGCUCAAUUAUUGCAAAGACCUCUACCUGAUGGAGUCGAUCCUACACACUUAGAAUUAUAUUUAUCUCAACAACAUUUUCAAGAGCUAUUGGGGAUGAGCAAGGAAGAAUUUCAACAGCUUCCAAACUGGAAACAAGUGAAUCUUAAGAAAGAAAUAGGAUUAUUCUGAUGUGGAUUGAUUAUCUACGCUGCAAUCAGUAGCUUUGUUUGUAAAAUGUUCGAGUAUUCCUUAAUUGUUUUCGAUAUUUAUACGGUAUUUAUAUAAUUUAAAAAUUGGAAAAAAUUGUUUCUAAAUGUGAUUUUUUGUUAAAGCUUGCUAUAAAACGAAACAUUUUGAUCGAGUACGUUAACGACGAUAAACUUAGUGUAAUAAUUAACCACGAUUAAAAAUACGGCCGGAAACAUUGCCAGCGCUAUUUGAAUUAUGACGUAUAUAUAUAGAUAUAUAUGAUAUAUAAUAGGCAUACGGAUACAGAUGAUUAUAUAUUUUUAAUACCUAUUACAUACGAAUCUGCUUGUGAAACAUUUUCUUUAUAUUUGUAUAAUCUUUAUAAAUUUACGUAUAUGAAUGA
Messenger RNA from Nylanderia fulva, 7755 nucleotides. RefSeq names its product Supervillin (gene Svil). The record is from RefSeq and is a predicted model, not a curated record. Lineage: Eukaryota; Metazoa; Arthropoda; Insecta; Hymenoptera; Formicidae. Gene Ontology annotation, cellular component: actin cytoskeleton; cytoplasm. Gene Ontology annotation, biological process: cytoskeleton organization; actin filament severing; actin polymerization or depolymerization. Gene Ontology annotation, molecular function: phosphatidylinositol-4,5-bisphosphate binding; actin filament binding.